AUGCACGCACACGCACUAUACGUCACAGGCCCACCCACACAGCCGCUGUCUCUGGGUAUACUCAAAGCACGCGUGUCUGAGGAUGGAGGGUAUAUGCAGAGACGCAAGGCCCGCAGCACCAACACGAGCAUAGAACACGGCCACUUCAAGAUCCUCAAGUCUACGCAGAAUGACCUGAAGCCCGCGCCCGAAGAGACUUCAGACCAAACACCGCCACAAGCAGCCACACCGUCUGUAGCACACACCAACACACACAGUACCCAACUUAGCAACAACCGCUCACACACAUCCACACCCAGCCACACACACAACACCACCAACAAUUACGCCACGCACACCAACACACGCAUUAGGCGGAGUGGGACGGACCCUCACCCACACGCACACCCACGCACACACACACACACACACACACAACACUCUACGGCUGUAAAGGAGGCGCUGAGUGGAGCCUCAACCGCACCACCGCUCAGUACGCACGACGAGCAUCGGCCAGAUACCGAACAUGAAGAUGGCGUGAAGGGAGGGACAAAACAACGACCAGGCAAAUCGGGAUUUGGACCGACCUCAGCCACCCAAACGUCGAGUGGAGGCCUGCGCCUGACCCGAAAUACGAGCGAAAGGCAAAGUAUCAAGGCAAAUGGGGUUAGUUAUAAUGGCAACGUUUCAACGUCUACGAGCACACGUCUGAAGCACACGCCUUCCUCAACAGCCGCCAGACCACUCAGAGACCGUCCGUUAACGUUUGGCAUUGGCAUUCUGUUCCAGUUGUCGGAUAUGACGGACGAUGCCACUCAACACAG
This is a messenger RNA of Sphaeroforma arctica JP610, 803 nucleotides long. RefSeq lists its product as hypothetical. The record is from RefSeq and is a predicted model, not a curated record. The annotation marks the transcript as partial. The transcript has 3 exons. Lineage: Eukaryota; Ichthyosporea; Ichthyophonida.